AUGACAGACCGACUUUGCAUCCACUCCGAUGGGAAAUAUCAUGAUGAGGUAAGUGCAGAGGAUUUGCUUUCUUGCUGUGGUUCCUUCUGCGGCGAUGGCUGUGACGGCGGCUACCCAACUCGCGCCUGGAUCUAUUGGACUACCAUGGGAAUUGUAACCGGUGGAGGCUAUGAGUCAAAUAAGGGAUGCAAGCCUUACGGGUUUCCCCCCUGCGACCACGUUGGCACAGGCCAAUUGCCGCGAUGCAAUGGAAGUUAUGCUACACCUGAGUGUGUGAGACGUUGCCGGAAGGGAUAUGAAAGAUCCUACGGAAAAGAUCUGCAGUUUGGUAAUGAUGCAUAUCAAGUUGAAGGUGAGACGGAGAUAAUGACGGAACUUAUGAAUAAUGGGCCAAUGGAAGCGGACUUUUUAGUGUAUUCUGACUUUCCGAGUUACAAAUCUGGCGUCUAUCAACAUCUUGCUGGACAUUACUUGGGUGGACACGCGGUGAAGCUGAUUGGUUGGGGUGUUGAGGGAGGUACGAAAUACUGGCAACUUGUCAAUUCAUGGAAUGAUCAAUGGGGAGACAAUGGCACAUUCAAAAUACUCCGAGGUGUGGAUGAAUGUGAAAUUGAGUCAGAGGUUAUUGGUGGAACACCUCUAUUCGAAUGA
Messenger RNA from Protopolystoma xenopodis, 651 nucleotides. The record is from the annotation of a GenBank genome assembly. Lineage: Eukaryota; Metazoa; Platyhelminthes; Monogenea; Polystomatidea; Polystomatidae.